Xyrichtys novacula (pearly razorfish) is the source of this 4913-nucleotide messenger RNA. NCBI's taxonomy places the organism in Eukaryota, Metazoa, Chordata, Actinopteri, Labriformes, Labridae. The record is from the annotation of a GenBank genome assembly.
GACGUGAACCGCGGAAGUAAACAUAAAGAGGCUGAAGAUUUGGAGCUGCGUCACAAAGUUCGGAGUUUUCUGUCCGGAGUUCGGUGCGCUGUGUUCGGCUUAGAGAUCUGCAGAGACCCGCUGUUAGGAACAACAUGUCGGUGACGGUGAAGGCUUACCUGUUAGGGAAGGACGAGGCGGUGAAGGAGGUCCGCAGGUUCACGGUGGACCAGGAGGUGAGCAGCAGCUUCGAAUACCUGAGCAAGAAAACCGAAGGUGUGUUCACCUGUCUGAGGAGCGGCGCCUUCAACAUGUACUACAGAGGUAAGACAUGAUCAACCAUCAACAACAACAACAGGGGGAUACAGUAAAAAUCAAUACAAUUAAUAACAGGGGAGAUACAGUAAUCAGCAAUAUAAUCAAUAAUAUGACUUCUGAAGAUCUACAGGGGAAAUAUAAGAGGAAAUAAUCAUCAAUAUAAUCAAUAACAUUUUGUCAUAGAGGCUUUAAUAAAGUCAUAAUCAAUAAAAUACUUUGAUUUAACAUGUUUAAGUGAAGUGAGCUGUUUAAAAAACUGAUUCUGGGUCUGAUAAUGAGGUCCACUGUUAUAACCACACAUCUAUAACACAAACCAACUCUUUAAAGAAUCAAUAUGAUCAAUACAGGUAUUAAUAUAAUCACUACUGUGUUAAUAUAAGCUUUAAUAUAAAGCAGUUUGGUUUUAUAAAUAAAGCAAAUACUUAAGAGAAGAACUCACCAUGUUAGUAAACAGAAGAUGGACAGAUUGUUUUUAUGCACUCACUCACUCACUCACUCACUCACUCACUCACUCACUCACUCACCUGAAACAUGAGCAUGCUCAGUUCAGACCCUGUUCUUCGGUCAGACAGACUCUAACACCUGUAUUUGUUCAGCUCAGUAAACACAGUUUUGCUCCUCCGACUGUCUGACCAAUCAUGUUUUGACUCCUGAUCAUGUGACAGCUGCUGCUUCAUAACAAAGUCAUGUGGUUUUUUUCUUUCCUCUUCUUUUUGAUUUUGGACUUUCCUACAUUCCUGCUCCUUUCUUCACUCUGUAAAAACAUUUUUUUAAAAUUCUGAUCUUUAUUAGAGUUUCUUGUUGAGCUGACUGCACAGGUAUCACACAGGAGUUUUACAUGGAGCUGCACAGAUGGAAAUACACGUCUGUGUGUUACAAACAUAUCACACAGUGACAUAAUCAGUGUUAAAUGAGAAGACUCAGAGGUUUUGUGAGACGGUGUUGGUAACUGAUCAGCAGUUAUCUCACUGCUGUUUAGAUUACUGAUUAUUACUUAGAUGACUGUAUCCUUUUACAUUAGGCAGCCAACCGUGGAGCCAAAGCUGUGAACCGUGCAGCUUUCAACUUUAUAAAAAACACUGAAAUUCAAAGUGUUGCUUUUUUAUGUCAUCCAAAAUCAAAUAAAGGUGUCAGCAACAAAAAAGAGGAUUUUAAAAUGUAAUCCUUCCUCACAGGAGCUCCAAAGUUUCUACGUAGACAUUAUACGUGAACAUCAGGCACAGCUGAGAAACUUUAGUGAACGGUUUUUCUAAAAAGUGUUUUAAUAAAGUCUUAACGAACACGUCACAGCUGAUUGGUCUAAAAUCUCUGACACGCUCUGUAACAACAAACAAAAGACGCCCUGCCUGUUUAUUAACAGUAAAAACAUGUGAUCACAUGAUGAUGAUGAUGAAGAUUGUGAUGACGAAGAUGGCUCUGUGUUUCAGAUGAAGAUGGAGACCUGGUGGCGUUUUCCUCUGAUGAUGAACUGAUGAUGGGUUUGGCCUGUAUGAAGGACGCCACCUUCCGCCUCUUCCUCAAAGGUACAAAUGAACGAGCUCACCUGGUCCAUAGACACUCAUGUGUUCAUUCAAUGGAGGCUUUUAUUCUGUUUGUUUGAUUUGUGUUAAUAAAGUUUUGUUGGUUUGGUUACAGAGAAGAAGGAGCACCGCCGGGACUUCCCUCUUCAUGCUUUCCCUCCUUUUGCCUUCGGCCACCCUCCCCCUCCUCCUCCACCCGGGGCGCCUCAUGCUCCGCCCCCUCACAUGACCCCGCCCCCUGCCCUGCACCCUAAUGUCACCUGUGACGGCUGCGAGGGCCCCGUGGUCGGGACUCGCUUCAAGUGUACCGUGUGUCCCAACUACGACCUGUGCUCCACCUGCCAGUCUCGAGGGACGCACACUGAGCAUGCUCUGCUGCCCAUCUGGCACCCCCUGCAGGUGAGAGGCGUCUAAUACAACUUCUAUGUCCCCUCUACCCGCCACCAUGACUUAGACCACGAUUUAACUAACACCACCACCAGAACCAAAACGACCACUUUGGCCGAUCACUGAACAUCUUACUCAGGAUGUCCUGAUACGAUACUGAUAUCAGCCAAAAAACAAAUAUCGGGUUAUAUCAGCUUAAAAUCGCCGACAUCAGCACUCCGAUCGAAGUAGUUCAGUCCAGAUUCCACUCCGGCAACUCGAGCUAGCAGGGCCCAACUGUCCUUUCCAAAAGAGUCAUACCUCCAACUUCCACCUUCAUCCUGAACGUCUACUAAAAGCUCGUAUCCUCCGAUCAUAGCUCGACUGUAGGGGGUUUUCACUUCAGAUUUCGCCCUGCUCCCUGACUGUCAGGUGCUUGGAAUCCUGUUCUCUAUAUGCCCCCUAUUAUGACUGUCAGGUGUCAUUAGCCAUGCUUUUUGAUUGCCAGGAAACUAAGCCCUUUUCUUCGUCUGUCAGGUGUUUUUAGCGCUGCUCUUUGUCUGUCAGGUGUUUUUAGCCCUGCUCUUCGUCUGUCAGGUGUUUUUAGCCCUUCUCUUCGUCUGUCAGGUGUUUUUAGCCCUGCUCUUCGUCUGUCAGGUGUUUUUAGCCCUUCUCUUCGUCUGUCAGGUGUUUUUAGCCCUGCUCUUCGUCUGUCAGGUGUCAUUAGCCCUGCUCUUCGUCUGUCAGGUGUCAUUAGCCCUGCUCUUUGUCUGUCAGGUGUUUUUAGCCCUGCUCUUCGUCUGUCAGGUGUUUUUAGCGCUGCUCUUUGUCUGUCAGGUGUUUAUCGCCCUGCUCUCUGACUGUCAGGUUGUUUGUUUUCUUUCAGCAAUGGUUUCCUCGAGGACGCUGGAUGAAGAAGAUGAGACACUGCAUGUGGAACCAAAACAUGAACAUGAACCAACCUCAGAACCAGGAUCAGGAUCAGGACCAAGAGCAGCCUGGAUCCUCCAGACCUGCUGCUGACGGCAGCGCCCCCUCUGGUAGGUCUAAAGAUCUGAACAGCUAAGAGGUGAUUAAUGAAUCGUCAGUUUAACGAACAAAGACCGUCUUAAAGGGACAGUUCAGUUUUUUUUAAUGUGGUAGUAGGAGGAUCUCGUCUGUCCUCGUUGAUAUGACCUUUGACCUAUUUUAUGACACCAUCACUGACCUCUGACCUCUGUCUGCAGCCUCCCAGGCUAGUGUGGAUUUCCUGAAGAACAUUGGCGAAGGUGUGGCGGCCAUGUUGAGCCCUCUUGGUGAGUGAUAAUGCUGUUAACCCUAGAUCAGAGCCUCUCUCUGAUUGGCUGUUAGGAGUGUUUCCAACAACUAUUCUAAUCUUAAACCAAUCAGACGACAGGAAACAGGAAGUACUGACCAUACCUGGCUUCUUUAACAUGACUUUAUAUGAUGCCUAUAAUCAGGAAGUGAUGUCAUCUAUGUGCCAGGUAUUGAUGUGGACAUUGAUGUGGAACACGAAGGCCAAAGGACCAAAGUGACUCCGCCCACUGAAGGCGGAGGGGUGGAGACUGAUGUGGAGAUGAAUGAAGCCAGCGGGGGAGGGGCCAGCAGCGAGGGCGGAGCCAGCAGCGAGGGCGGGGCCAGCAGCGAGGUUGAGGCUGCCCAGGAAGGUGCAGCCAGCAAGAAGGGCGGGGACCAUGAUGAAGGCGGAGCCAGUAAUGGGUCAAAGGUCAGUUUUUUCAUCAGCAGAGGUGCGUCAGGGAUUUUAGCGCUGGUUUGAAGUAAACUGAUGUUUAAAUUUACCUGCACAGGUGAGCAGAGACUCUGAUGAAGAGUGGACUCACCUGAGCCCCAGAGAGGUCGACCCAUCUACUGGAGAACUGCAGUCCCUCCAGGACCAGGACCCGGGGCCGCCGUCUGGACAGGAGGGUCCCACCGGUUUGAGGGAGGCGGCUCUGUACCCUCACCUGCCUCAAGGUGAGACCACCCCCUGACAUUUAAAUUUUCCCUUGAAUGUUUUAAAGGUUUGUGUUUCAGCGAACGACUAAAACCGCUCAUGAUUGAGUUUACGCACGGGUCAGCGUUCAUGUAGACCUCGUUCUGUCAGCUGGUUUAACCUUUGACCUUUAGAUCAGCUGAUCAUUGGUUCUGGAUGUCUGUAUGUGCCGAUAAAACGUCAUGAAAACGUACCGACUUACAAGCACCACUCCAAGAUGGCGGUGGUCAUUAAGCAUCUAGGCAUAUAUAUAUCUAUGUGUUUAUCUCUGUGAAUGAGCUUCCUGUUGACCUGUAAUAACCUUCGCCUUUGUUGACCUUUGACCCCCCCCAGAGGCCGACCCUCGCCUGGUGGAGUCCCUCGCUCUCAUGCUGUCGAUGGGUUUCACCGAUGAGGGCGGAUGGUUGACUCGCCUCCUUCAGGCCAAAAACUUCGACAUCGGCUCUGCGCUCGACGCCAUCCAGUACGCCAAACAGCCCCGCCCACCGCAGCCAUGAUGACGUCGUGAUGAUGUCACCUCUGAUCACAUUAUACUUACAAAUAUGAUUUGUACCGCAGAGGUUCCUGUAAUCUAUAAACCUAUCUUCAGAUUACUGUUAUCAAUAAUCACAACUUCACUCUCUGUCUUUAUUAUCAGAACUUCAUGAUCAGUCUUAUUGAUCGGUUUCUUAUUGAUCUGUUUCUGUUUCGUCAUCAUUUAUUUGUUUAUCUGAGCAAUAAAAACUUCAGCAAACUGA